UGCGCACGCUGCGCCUCCUUGCCAACACAUCGAUUACAAAGCGCACAUUAAUUGGCGGUGCGCUUCGCGUGUGCCCGUGUAUUUUGUGGUGCUAGUGCGACCUGCGACGGGAGUGAGUUCUCACGUGUGUAUACUGUGUGCUAUUACAGCUCGUGUGCGACGCAGAGGAGCGGCGGUUGGCGUGCAGCCGGCGGCGCACGGUGAAUGACUCCGCCGCCAGCACGGCGCAACGCUGGAAGACGGGUCGUUGCCGUGUCUCUACUCGCCGACGCGGGCGAGGUGUUGUGCUCGUCGCCAGGGAGGCGGCGAUCCGGAUACCUGCAGAUCCACAGCUCCGAUGUGCGGCAACGCCAUUUCCGUCCAAAUCUAGCUGCAGGUAGCGAUGGAGGCAGCGCGGUCGGCAACGGGACGUCUGCUGCUGCGCGAGCUCAACCCCUACAUCUUGUGCACGCUCUGCGGCGGCUACUUCAUUGACGCCACCACCAUCGUCGAGUGCCUGCACUCCUUUUGUCGGAGUUGCAUCGUACGUCACCUUGAGAAGAGCAAGUUCUGCCCUAUCUGCGAUGUCCAGGUGCACAAGGCGAAGCCACUCCAAAGCCUCCGGAGCGACCGGACGCUGCAGACGCUGGUGUACAAGCUGGUGCCCGGCCUGUACCAGGCCGAGGUGCGGCGCCGGCGAGAGUUCGAGGCGGGCCACGGGGUGCCGCCGCGGCCGCAGUCGCCUUCCUACUUCCUCUCCGCCGACGACUCCGUGCUGCUCGAGCUGGGAUACCACCAAAGUGACUUUCCGACGGAUGAUGAAGCGCCCAACGGCGGAGAGAUGCAACAUACAAAGGAGGAGGCGGCGGGUGUGCACCCGUGGUACCUGCGGUGCCCUGCAGCCGUCAGCAUCCGCCAGCUGAAGCACCUGGUGCGCUCCAAGUUCGGCGUCACGGACGAGCACCGAGUAGACGUCAUCUACAGGGGCGAGUGUCUGCCAGACACGUUCACGCUCAUGGACAUCGCGUACACCUUCUCCUGCCAACGGUCGUCUCGGAUGCAGGUGACGUACCGCAUAUACAGGCGGCAGCCUCCCGAGUCCGCGGCGGUGUCCUCGUCCGCUGAGGCAGAACUGGAGGAAGAGGAGAAGGCCGAGUGUGACGCCGCCAUGGAAGCGGCCGCCGCGGCGGAGGGGGCGGAGGGCCAGGCGGGGGCGGCCACUGCCAGCCCCACCCCCGCCCCCGCCACCGAGGGGGAGCAGCCGCCCCCUGGGGACGCGGACGCAGCCGCUGCGGCGGAGGCGGUGGUGGAGGCGGCACUACAAGCGCCGCCGUCUUCGGGGACGGAGGAGGCGGGGGCCGAAGCGGCCGCGUCCCUCCAGCCGGAACCCUCGCGAGAAACGUCCGUCUGUCCAGAAGAGCCGGCGCCGCAGACGGAUGACAAGGUGGACCCGCAGCCGGCGGAAGCGCCUGCAGCGGACCCUCCAGCGCGUGUCGAAAACUUGCCGCCUGCUUCACUGACUGACGUGCAGACGGCCGUCCCGGAAGCUGCGCCCUGCGUCGAGAGCACGUCGCCGACAUUGGCGCAGCAGCAGCAGCAGCAGCAGUCGGAACCCGCGACGCCAGUGGCAGAGGCGCUGGGGCCGCAGCAGCAGCCGGAAAAGGCGGCGUCAGCGGCGGACGUGCCGGCGCAGGGCCAGCAGCCGCAACCCGCGACGCCGACGACAGAGGAGACGCAAGAAAAGAGCGACGAGGCGAAGGACUGCGCGGCGGUAGCGCCGCUGACUGACUGCGUUACGAGCGCAAACCACAAGACUGAAGAAGAGGAGGCCGAGCGCAAGCCGGCCAGCCCGGAGAGAGAGCCCGAGUUGCCGCCGCCACCUCCGCCCCAACCACUGGCGCCACCGCCACCUCCGCCGCCGCCACCGCCACCACUACCACCGCCUCCAGCACCACAGCCACAGCCACCACUAACUUUGCAGCUUGCGCCCAACCCCAUCGUCCUGCCUGUCACCUCGUUCGACCUGGAAUCUAUAGCGGACGACUUCAACGAAGAGGAGGACGAGGACGAGUUUACCCUGCGAAUAUCGUCUUCCGAAGGCGACGACGAGGAAGUGGUUCCCGAGCCUCUGCCCGAGAAACCCAAAGAGCCGGAACCCGUUCCGGAGAAGCCCGCGGAGGAGGAGGAGCAGCCCGUGUUGCCGAGAGAGAAGAGGGGCAAGGGUCUCGGCAAGUCGAAGGCGAAAACGAGAGAAGAACACGGCGGUGGGCGCAAGAGGAGUAAGCACAAGUCUAAACACCACGCUCGCGGCGAAGAAGGUGCUAAGAAGAGGAGGAUACACAAGAGCGAAAUCACGUCGACGCCGACGAUUUUGCAGUACGAUAAGGACGCCAUGAAGCUAAAAGUGAAGCUGAAUUCCCCCACGAGUCCGGUGAUAUCUAACCUUCCGUCUUCCUCGAAUUCGGGGCACCACAAGCACCACCCUCACCACCACUCCAAACACCACCACCAUAACAAACACCAGGAGCAGCAGGACCAGAACGGAGCGGGGGUGGGAAGUAGUGGCGACGCGGCUAACGCCGACGGAGAUUGGGCGGUCGCUCACAAGGAGCGCGUUCCACAGGUCAGGUCGCACAGGACGAAUAAGAGUCUGUGCUACACUCCCAAGUCUCCCGACACACCCGAGGGAGGAAACGGGGCGAAGAAGACGAACGUGAUGCUUCCGCCGUCCUCCAUCACCGUGAGCAAGGUGACUGCCGGCGAGAAGCGCAAGCUCGACCACAAGACGAACAGUGCGUCGGAAAGUAAGAGGCCCGCCCUCGAGAUUAUGCUGGUCAACGCGCCCGGCCCCGGACAGUCGGGCAGCGGAGGACAGAACAAGACCGCUGCCAAGUCGUCUGCUUCGUCCAAGCAAACUCCGUCCACUACGAGCGAGUCGGAGUUCGGUAAAAAGGCGGGUGGGGGUGACGGUCCGAGUGCGAAAACGUCGAGACCUCUGCCGGCGACGAUACCGCUCGUGAGGAUUAAGAAGCCCUCGGCGACGGGCGUGCGGCCCCUGUCGGGUCUGACGAUCACUCCGAAGCCGCCGUCGAACGCCGCGAACAAGAGCGCGCCGCCGGCGAGGGCUGCGCCGGCGCCCAAGGCGGACAGCAGCAAGCCGGAGGACGAGCAGGCGAUCCGGCACGACGACAUCGGCGCGCUCGACCUGUCGGGCAAGUCGUCUCGGGCGCGGGACGGCGCGUCGCCCACGUCGCCCGGCAUGGACCUCAGCUCGCCGCCCUCCACCAAGAGCCCCACGGCGCCCGCGCAGCAGAGCAUCCUGUCCAUCGCGCAAACGCUCGUCCACCGCCAGCUGUCCAGUCUGCACCCGGGGCUCGUCAUGGCCAGCAACGCCAACCUCAUCUCGUCGACGGUACCCGGUCGCAACGGGAGCAACUCUCCCAACGCGCCCUCGGACGGUGCGCUCUCCUCCGCGCUGCUGGGAACGCUGGCGGGGCCCGGCGGAGGUGGCGGCGGCGCGCCGUCAGGGUCGACGCCCACGUCCAAUAUGAGCAACCUCAAGACGCUGUCCGAGGCGGCGGUGCACAUCCGCAACAUGAUGUCGUCACAAGGCAAGGGCGGCGCGCGCGCGCCGUCCAAGCAGCAGCAGCAACAACAGCAACAACAACAACAGAAGGCGGCGGCGGCGACGUCGCAGGCCAAAGGCCCGGCCAAGUCCGGAGCGUUCUCGCGGCCUUCCCCGACCGGUCAGUACGCGCCCGGCGCCGGCUCCGGCGCGCCCUCCGCCUACUCGCUGGCCGCGGCGGGAGGCCCCGGCUCGCCGAUCCGCAUCCCCGUUCCGCCGUCCAAGCCGGCGGGCGCCCCACAGCUCCACGACGUGUUCUCGUGCCGCGGGCGCGGCGCGGCGGGGGCGGGGCCGCCCGGGGGCGGCUACGCCAGCCGCAAACCCGGCCCCAACCAGACGGUGCGCCACAUCCCCAACCCGUCGGCGCUCAUGUUCCGCCAGCAGCCACAGCACCGCAUGCAGGCCAAGGCGCCGCCCAUCUACCAGGGCUACGCCACGUCCAAGGCGUCUGCCGCGCAGGCCGCCGCCGCCGCCGCCGCCGCCACCGCCACCACCACCGCCCAGUCGUCCGUCUCCAACAUCCGCAAGAUGGAGAACAUGACGCGCAACAUCGAGAAGGUGGCCGCCGGGCUCACCAUCCGCGCCGUCGAGGCCAACGUCAGCAAGUGAACUGCUUCCCUACUACUGCCGCUGUGAUGCAGUGUCGACCGUAUACUGAAACUCGUGUGUUGUGUCGUUUUCCAUGUUUAAGACGAGCGAACAGUCCGAACUGUGCUCGGAAGUAACGAACACGCUGUUAGUAUAUUCUAAACUGUGAACAGUUACGCAACGUGCGCGUACUAAAUUUGAACGUGCGUAGAACCGACAUAAACGGCGAAUAUUUAAGUGUCGAAUGCUCGCGAGGGAAAACUAAACUAGUAUAACUGUUCGUCUAUCGUGAGAGAAACACGUGACAUUGCUGCGAAAUGAACAUUAUUGUCUCGACACCACGUCGGAAGUGACAACGAGACGUUAAGGAAUUUCUCGUCGAAGUGGUUAAUUUUUCCUCUUCCUUUGUGCUAUGUUAAUUCCCCAGUUAGGGAAACCCUACGUGUUAGUUUUGUCCUCUGUUAAAUGUUCCUCAUUGGAAGAAAUGCGUGCGUGUAACUUGCGUCAUUAUACCUACUCGGCAGCUUUGUUCCCAACGCAGGCCCAAAUUUUGAGACAGAGUCUCGUACCUUAAAUAUGUAUCUUAGAAAAAUUCUUAUGCAGUAUCGAGUGUGACGCAAAAGUGCCUGUUCGGUUGCUUGCAGAUACUGAAGCUGUAAAGAACGAGGCGGCAAACUGAAAAACUUCUCGAUUUUUUAUAAACCUGAGCAAUUUUACUUUCAGAAUAUACAAUUGCCCGCCAACAAAACUUGCCGUCUCAUUUCCUCAUAAUGUCCAUCAACAUCGAGCUUCUGCCUGAAACGAGAUCACUGUGAUACGAAGUUUUUCUUAUAGUAAGAAAAGUGGGAAAGACACUAACCAGAUAAAUUUUUAUCGGCUUACAAGCUUCAUCCAGUAUGUUUUCGCGCAGUCACUCGUUAUAUAUAUAAAGUGCGUUUACUUUUGGAAACUAAAAUGUUACCAAAAAAUGAAACUUUGUUUUCGGUUGGGUUUUUGCUGUAACUGGCCAGAAGGGGUAGGUAGCGGUUUAGAGUCUAAAUAUUUCUCUACCGCGCCAAUUUGCAGAGCUAUCGUGAAUACGCCAUCCACACUCCAGAAGAGAAUGUACGUAUACAACUGUGGCGUUACGACAUUACAGUUGCAAGUUCUCAACCUGCACAGUACUUUAGCUGAUAGUUCCACGGAUGGUAAUGGAACAUUUGUUCAAAUAAUAAUAGCGAUGUGCCUCGGCUUCGCAGGUGCAGCACUUGUACCUACGGCUGGAUGACCUGUCUGCCGUAGCGGUAAUAAAUUAUCUACACCAACUUUCCUCUUGAAUCAGUGUCUUCUUAUUUCCGCACGAGAUUUGGACAUGGACCAGCAACCUUUCGGUGUUUAGCUUGGCAGGAAAAGAGUGGCAGAAGGAUUUAGAGAAAUCAAACUUUGAAUGAACCACAGUCUCUGAUAACGUAUACUCGUUGAUCUGUAUGGGAUGCUCUCUGACAGGUAAAGUGUCUAUUGCGAACGUGUAUUGUGCCAGAUAGUGCGGAUAGGUGACCUCAGUGUCGAAAGAGAUGGGAAGAUACGAACUGUAAUCCUAAGAACUUAAGAGGGAUCCGUAGUUUCACGCGAAGUUCUGAUUGGGAGGUUGACCAAUGUGUGAAGUACGUAGGGACGCUUGAAGAUUUUAAUGGCCCAUGUAUGUUGGCUUGUGCGAUUUAUGAUCUGUGGCUAUUACAAGUUGUCCCACCUGUCUCUGGCACGCACAAGAAACCUGUUAAUUUUUAUGUGACGAAAGAAUGGUUCAGGCCAAGGUUGUUUAGUUUCCUAAACAGAUCUGCCUACGCUACCGAAAAUAACUUGAAUGAAAUAUUCUACACCGUUCAUUGACAUUCUUCCAAAUGGUACUAUGGUAUUUCUUGUGGCAGAGAAACUGAUCUGUGACACACAUUCAGUGACAUAAACCUCAUGUAGAUGUCGCAAGAAACUAUGGAGUAAAAACGCGACGAAUAUCUGGAUUUCUGAACUGUUGCUUUCUCUGAAAAGAGCGCCACUUGGAAGUGAACUCUUCCAUACGAGAGUAGCGAAAACUUCACGAACCGGCUGCCUCGAUGUCGCUGGUUUCCAUGGAGGGUUGAGUGAAUUUAUGAACGCCGCUCCAUUAAACUAUCUGCAAUAACAGCUCAAAAAACCCUAUAUUCAUUGUAUUUUUACUUCGAAAUUUCUUGUCAGAUAUACAAACGAGUUGUCACUGAAUUUUAUCACCACAAUUCUUCAUAGCUUUUUCGGGGGAGGGGUCAACAAUGUACACAGUUUUAAUAUGGAAAAAAAUGUGGAACUUGUCUCGUACAGACCUGCAAUUGUGGUGCAAUAAAUACCGUGUGCCAUUUAAAAAAAUGGUGUGUGACCAUUGUAUUUUCUGGAAUACGUCAUUCAAGUAAGUUUUCAGAAGCCUAAGCAGCUGAGAUUUUUCUAACCAAGCAACAUUUGUCAGAUCCUUUUUCUUGUCACAUCAAAAUUAACGAAGUUUUCGUAGAUGCCAGAGUCAAGGUGAGACACCCUGCAUCGUUCGGUACAAGUCUGUAUGUAGUACUGCUAUGCACAAGGUGUAAUGAAGUCAGUGACGAACACAACGGGACUAGCAGCUGGUGCCUCUUCGAAUUUUUAAACAGCAGAGGUGAUGCGCAUACGAGAAGUGCAGAGUCUCGGAAAGUUAGGGGCGCGUGCAGAUGUGUGGAGAGGGGACGCUAUGAGCUACUGGAACCUGGAAUGCACGGAAGGCUGGAGCCGAAGGCCGCGCGGCGACAGGUUCGGCUGCAUCGCAUUUCCCCAUUCGACUUUGGAAGUAGCUACCUACCACUGCUUUCGCCUGCAGUGACGCUUGUAUGCGUGGAGUUGACUGAUAUCUCGUUGCGAAAAGAUGCUCUAGCAAGCGUCUUCAGUCUUACUUCACUCGUUAUCUGGCGGAGACUCCAGAGUUUUUUUUAACUUCCCUAAGAAAUGGAAACUGAAUGGUGACUCAACUCCACUUUUCGUACACCUCGCAGGUGUCGCUCCAUCAAUUGAUUCAGCAGAAGGCUCAGCUAGCGUUCAUCCGGCCAUUAAAUCUGUCUUCCGCUUUCAAACCACAGUUAGCGUACAUUCCGCUGCAGUGGGCCUCUUUCGAGGUGCUCAGUAAUAAGAUGGUGGCCCUAUAGACUGUCUAGAAGGCAGGCCUUGGGUUCGACUCCUGGUCCAAAGCACAUUUUUGUCUACCAGGAAGCUUUAUUUCGGUGGAGGAUUCCUUACAAAACUUCCUUCAAGUAUUCCGAAAUGUAGCCACAGUCUAUUCCGUGCAAACAGUGGUCAGUCUUGUUUGUAAUAGUGUUGUAUUCGAGAAAGCAUUGAUUAUCUUUUUUUAUAUACGAUACUGGGAAGUCCUGGAUUAACACAACUAAUGGAAGAAAGAGGGUAACAAAUCAACAUUUAGUUAGGCGUUAAGCUGUCAACAGACACAUAAACAACACAGAAAUCGUUGCUGAGAUUUCUGAGUAUCCCCUUCUACAGAGCUAGCGAACACACACACACACACACACACACAUAUACACAGAUGGCAAUUUGUGAUGAUGCGACAUUGUAGACGAUAUAGCCGCCCGUGUAUAUGUGCAGUUUUGUUAAUUAGGUGUGAAAAGGGAAUUGUUCGAAAGCUCGGCAACUAUUUCAAUCUCAUUUAUGUGCUUGUCGACCAUAUGCAUCAUCUAUAAUGUGUGUGGUUACCAUUGCCCUUUCCCUUAUUUAAUUUUCUUUAAAAAUGUGGUUUUUUCUUUCCCUAAUGUAAUUAAUGCACCGGAAUGAGUCAAAUGGCGAACGUGACAUUGUUUAACACAAGCGAUGAGAAAUGUGUAACUUGCUCCCAACAGAUGGCAGUCAAUUGGCCAAUGACGUCCGGAAAUACUGGUCCUUUCCUUCCAUAUCAUGUUCAGUAUUUUUUCCAUGUCUUCCUCAUUGCUAAAAAUUUCCAACACCAAAUAGUGCAAAGAUUUUAUGCGGUGGUGUGUGCGGUAAUUCUAAAAUAAAUGAAGUUUCCGUUGUGCGAAUUAUCGUAAAACUUAGUAUGCAGAAUGUCUGGACUUCUGCAAAAAAAAUCCUUCCAUAAAUGUUGUUCCCUGCACGAGUGCUUUUCGCACCAAGAUUCCGUUGGCAUUAUUUCUAGCUAGGACGAGAACAUUUUGUAGUCCAAAGUCGCCUGCCUGUGAUACUUCUGGCCAGUUACAGGAACUCCAAACAUUCAUACGAUUAGAAGAAGGCGGGUAAAAUGUGAUCGCAUCACACUAAAAGGUGGUUCUACUGUUCCUACGUACCAAGAGAUUUGUGGGUACAUAUGGUCGCAGAAACUUAUUGGUCUGUUAGUAUCGUUUUCCAUUAACCUGAUAGCUAUUACCAGAGUGAAUUUCCAGACAACACCGCAAGGAAUUCCUUUGGUAUUGACAGAGGUACAAAAGAAGCAGACUGCACUACAGUGUAUCAUAUGUAAACGAAUUUUAAUUAAGUGAUGUAGCAUUCUGCUGUGUCCGAUUACAGAUUGACUUGGUUGUUAAGAGCGCUUAUGUGCCGAUUUUUCAUUUGAGUGGAAUCUGCUGCGUUGCAAACGAAAUUGCGACGUGCGUACUUGAGGACUGCAUUAAACAUUUAUGUCCAAAGCCUGAGGCAGGGACCCUGUCUUCCAGUAGUUCUUCUAGUCAUGACAGAUAUCAUUCUUAUAAGGAGAAUAGCAUACAACAUUGCUACUCGGAAUACCACUUUAAGAAGAUUGCGAAUUAGUGAGGCAGCGAUGCUUGUUAUAGAGUAAUACUUUAAUGUGUAAAAGCAUUUAAUAACACAGUCUAUAGAUUUUCUUUUGUUGUUGAACCUAAGUACGUUAGUUAAUUGAAGGUCUUUGUUCAGUGCAUAUUAUAAGAUUUUUCUUGUUUUUUGUACCUUCAGUAAUGAAUUUAUAGGUUACUGUCAACCAGUUUCUCUCAACUCUUUGUAUUCAUUCGAGAAUUUCUGUAACUGUUAUGUUGUUGCCUUUAAACUUCUAUUUUUAUUGGGAGUAAUGUUGAAUUUGUUAGUAUUGCUGAGAACAUUUAAUUAUUCUGUAAUGGUUACAUCUGUUUAUUUGUGUAUGUUACGGUUUGUUCAAGUUCACAUUUGGCGAAAAUGUACACGGCACUCAGUUCACGAACAGGAGUAUUAGCUAGUCAAGAGAUGUAUAUGUGUACCGUUAAGAAGGUGUCUGUCUUUGUGCUCACUGCUUACUAAAUGCAGAGUUCCACAUUCUUUCAUUGUUCCUUUCCUUAACUACGUUUUCUGUUGAUAAAGAGAGACUCCCGGUGAUGUGCAUCACCUAAAUACAUCUUACAGGGUGCUGAAAGUUAUAGUGAACUAUAAUAUUAUUCAGGCUUGACGUUUUAUUUAAGAAAUUAGAUGUGCUUCACUGUGCUUUACUGUUGUUUCGAUGUGAUUUUUCAAAAAAAAAAAAAAAAACUUUGUUAUUACGUUUAAAUGCAUGUCAAAAAAAUUGUUCGAUGUAUAUGUAGAUUAAGAAUAUAUAUUAGAAA
This is a messenger RNA of Schistocerca gregaria, 9750 nucleotides long. Its product is annotated as protein suppressor 2 of zeste-like. The record is from RefSeq and is a predicted model, not a curated record. Gene Ontology annotation, biological process: negative regulation of transcription by RNA polymerase II. Gene Ontology annotation, molecular function: promoter-specific chromatin binding. Lineage: Eukaryota; Metazoa; Arthropoda; Insecta; Orthoptera; Acrididae. Gene Ontology annotation, cellular component: PRC1 complex. Bases 383 to 4213 code for a protein of 1276 amino acids. The transcript is spliced from 8 exons.